Messenger RNA from Ceratitis capitata (Mediterranean fruit fly), 1169 nucleotides. RefSeq lists its product as hypothetical. The coding region runs from base 260 to 625 and encodes 121 amino acids. NCBI's taxonomy places the organism in Eukaryota, Metazoa, Arthropoda, Insecta, Diptera, Tephritidae. The transcript has 2 exons. The record is from RefSeq and is a predicted model, not a curated record.
CUCAACGUGAACGGAUCAACAAGUUAAAGAACUAAAGAAAGAAAAAAUAUUCCAAAAGUUAAAGAGCAAUUCGGAGAAGCAAAAAUAUUUUUACAUAAAUAGCAAAGAAAUAAUUGUGUGUUUCAAAAACCAAUUUUUGGCUAAAAACAUUUAUUGAAAUUUUAUAUUUCUUUGAAAAAGAAAAGAACUAUUUUUCAUUUGUGAAAACAAAAUUUUGUUUUUUGUUCAAUCAACAAAUUCUACAAAUUUAUCAACAAAAAUGUGCUCAUUGAAAGUGUGUUUAAUCGUCGUAGCUGCGUUUAUUGCCAUCGGCUGUAUAAGCAAUACGAAUGCUGCGGUAUUCUCACAACCUGCUGCCUUCCAUCCUGCACACCGCGGCAAGUGUUUCGAUAAGAUCACCCGUCGUGCCAUGCUGCCCAACAAGGAGUACAAACCGAAAGGCAUCUGCGCUGUUAUGACCUGCGACAUCCAUCGUCAAACAAUUAACAUUGAAACUUGUCCUUAUGUGGAGAUGCCCGGCUGUGAGGAGUUAACCAGCGAUCCCAAUUGGUCGUUCCCCAAGUGCUGUCCACAAUUCAAGUGCACCGACUUCAAGACCGGCAAGGAAUUCAUUGUGUCGGCGUAAACUAAGAAAAACUAAGAAGAAAAAUAAAAACAAAUACUCAAAGUGCCACAUGCCAUGCGCGGCAGGGAAGGAAGUCGUAUGAAGGUUGGAUGGCUGCGGUGAUUUGGCUGUAAGGCAGCCAGGAAGGAAGCCGUGUUGUGUACGUGUGGUACGCCAAAAACGUGAUUUUAUGCUUUUACUUACCAAUACUACCUAUAACUACAAUUAAAAACUACAAGUACUAUUUUUAAAAAUGUGUGCAACGUCUGCGUGCUGUUUUUGUGUGUGUGUGUGUGUGUGUAAAUUAUUACUAUCUUUUCUUUUAAUUUUUUUCCUUUAAUUUGCACUUUUGCUAUAAGAAUACUUAUUUUUUGCUCAUUAAAAAAUGUCAUUAGUAUGUAAGAUUAUUUAUUGAAAAAAAAAACAACAAACAAAAUCAACAAAAAAAAACAAAUUCCAAUUGUAAAUAUUCGUAAUUUCGCCUAACUAAUAUCGUUUAAAUUUUUUUUAAUUAAAUUUUUAAUUUUAGUUUUUUUUUCAAAAUUUUCUUGUUUUAAUGUUAUUU